Aspergillus terreus NIH2624 is the source of this 1467-nucleotide messenger RNA. RefSeq names its product putative very-long-chain acyl-CoA synthetase family protein (CefD1). Bases 1 to 1467 code for a protein of 488 amino acids. Lineage: Eukaryota; Fungi; Ascomycota; Eurotiomycetes; Eurotiales; Aspergillaceae. Gene Ontology annotation, molecular function: long-chain fatty acid-CoA ligase activity; long-chain fatty acid transmembrane transporter activity. The record is from RefSeq and is a predicted model, not a curated record. The transcript is spliced from 3 exons.
AUGACCCUCCUAGCAGCGGCCGCCGGCGGGGUCACGCUGGCCAAGUAUCUCGAUGCGAAAUUCCACAUUUCCAAAGACGUCCGGUCCCUGUUGACGCUUCGCAAGGGUAUGAAGGAGUAUGAGCGCGCCGCGGCACAGGGCGUUGGCAACGUCUGGCUUGUCUUCCUGGAAGCCGUCGCCCAGUACCCGGACAUGGUGUGCCUGUGGACGCGCGAGGGCGUCUACACCUACCGCGAUGUCCUGGCGCAGGCGAACCGGUGGGCGCACUUUUUUCUCUCGAAAGGCGUGCAAAAGGGCGAUCUGGUCGCCGUGUAUCUGACCAACCGGGCUGAAUUCAUAUUCGUCUGGCUCGGCCUGUGGAGCAUCGGCUGCGCCCCGGCGGCCAUCAACUACAACCUGGCCGGCGACGCCCUAGUGCACUGUCUGAAGGUCAGCGGGGCGAAGAUUGUCCUCGUCGACGACGACGACGAGUGUCGCGUGCGCAUGGAGGAGUCGCGCGGCGUCGUCGAGGACACGCUCGGCAUGGAGCUGAUCCCCAUCGAGACCGACUUGAGCAGCUUCCCGACGACCAUCGCCGACGACAACAAGCGUGCCUUCAACAUGUCCGGCGAGUUCCCCGCCAUCCUGCUGUAUACCUCCGGCACGACUGGCAUGCCCAAGGGCUGCGCGUUCACCAUGUCACGGCUGUACACGACGCUGGGCCUGCGCGCCGGCUCCAUGGACGAGCAGAGCGGCCCCGACGGCGACAUCUGGUACAGCUGCAUGCCGUUGUACCACGGUACAUCGGCCAUCGCCAUGAUCGCGGCCAUCGUCAAGGGCGUCGGCAUCGCCCUCGGGAAGAAGUUCAGCGUGCGCGGCUUCUGGCGGGACGUGCGCGACUCCAACGCCACUGUCUUCGUCUACGUCGGCGAAGCCGCGCGCUACCUCAUGGCGGCGCCGCCCUCGCCGCAAGACCGCGACCAUCGCGUGCGCUGCAUGUAUGGCAACGGCCUGCGCCCGGAUAUCUGGGAGCGGUUUCGCGAGCGCUUCGGCGUGCCCGAGGUGGGCGAGUUCUUCAACAGCACCGAGGGUAUCUUCGGCCUGUUCAACUACAACAAGGGGCCGUUUACCGCGGGCAGUGUCGGCCACCAUGGGCUCAUCAUGCGCAUGAUCAUGCACAACACAUUUGUGCCUGUCGCGAUUGAUCCCGAAACUGGUGACGUCCUUCGCGAUCGGAAGACGGGAUUUGUGGUGCGCAACCCGUACGAGGUUGGGGGUGAGAUGCUCGUCAACAUUCCGAACGAGGAGGCAUUCCAGGGAUACUGGCGCAACGCGGAUGCUACUAACAAGAAGUAUCUCAAAGACGUGUUUAAAAAGGGCGACCUGUGGUACCGGUCUGGCGAUGCGCUCCGCCGACAGUCGGACGGCCGCUGGUACUUCCUCGACCGACUGGGCGAUACGUUCCGGUGGAAGAGUGAGAAUGUCUAA